GGGGUGGAAAAGGGGCUUGGGCAGGACUGGCCAGUGAUCUCACCGAAAAAUUACGAAACAGUGAGCAUCUGUCAUGGACCAGGCUCUUUGUCAAGUGCCCCCGAUAACAGAGGUCAGGGUGUGCGAGACUGGCACGCACAAAGCUGAUUGAAGGCCUGGGUAGCAGGCACGGCGCUCCUAGUUCCUGCAGAAGAAGACUGCACAAUACCGGGAAGUUAGUGCUAAGGCUGUGAGUACCCUGCUAUAGAGGAAGGGCGCUUCACGCCAGCCUCUGAUGGCUCUGGGGGGGCCCUGGGGCGCUUCUGGAAGCAGUACCUAAACCAGGCCUCUGGGAGAGUAGGAGACAGCCCUAGUGGAGACAGAGCCCAGGGUAGGUCUGCUGGAGAUUUGCUGAGUGGCAGACUGGGGAACUUUUUAAUAGCAGUCAUUUUAUAGUAUUUGUGUGUGUUGUGUUUUGUGGGUUUUGCCUGUUUCCCCCCAUCCCCCGUUAUUUUAUUUUGAAAAAUUUCGAAUGUCCACUGACGUUGAAAGAAUUUCACAGUGAUCAUCCCUCUACCCACCACCUGGUUCCUGCCAUUACCAGACUGCUACUCUACUCGCCUUCUCACACACCUGUCCACAUCCAUGCGCCCAUCUGACAUGUUAAUGGAUUUCAAAAUAAACUGCAGGCAUCAGGACGCUUUGCUAAGCACUACAUCAUGCAUGUCAUUGACUAGCCUUCCCCAUAUUUGUUUACAAGUUUUUUUUUCCUCUUAAUUGUCAUUUUAACUCAACAUGACUCAAAAGAUUGUCAUGUCCCUCAUGGAAAACUUCCAUAGGUUGGCAGAGGUGGCGGGCUUCUGGUGUGGGGGAGUAGGAGCCCCCACUCCACUCUUCUGUGAGCCCCACUUGGCAGGGAGGGAUGUCCCAUGGGAGCACCACACACUUAGGGUCAGCGCAGUGCUAAGGCGUCUUGGGUUACAAAGCCACAGCUCAGGCCACAAAGGGUUAAGACAGACUGCAGCAUGUCAGAAAUCAAUUUGGGACUGAGAGUUUAGGAUUUUCUAAAGAAAGACUCUUGAGGGCCAGCAUGGCCAAAGAAGACCUUGUGGAGAAGGUGGGUUUUGAGCCAGGCUCUGAAGGAUGGGGAAGAGUUAGGCAGGCAGUAUCUGGAGGUGCUGGGCAAUCUUCCUUCUCUGGGGAAUGGACAACAGAGCAGGACACCCACUGACCACUGGGGAAGGCUCAGGGCCUCCUCCCAGCACUAUUGUUCCUGGCAAUGCGAAGCUUGCUGCCUGCAUCGUUCCAGCUGGCCCUGCCUACCUUGCCCCAGGGGUCAUCUAAAGCAGGACACUUGGCAAUGCCCGGCUGCCCGUGGCUUCCUGAUUGUCCUCAGCUCUCUGACAGGAGCCUCCGUCCACCCUGGUGGUCUGAGCUCUACUCACACCAUAAUGAGGAGCUUCCUGUUAGCGUGGCUUAACCCUCAGACUGCUGCAGGGUCACAUCUGAACCCCUCGGUGUGCGUUGGACCCUUGAAAUCCUCCGUAGUUCCACACGCUGCCCUGCUCACGCUCUUCUCUCUGUGGAGAAAGUGUCUCUGCUCACGGGCUUCCAGGUUGUCCUCCAGAGUCCCACCCAAGCGACCCGCCUCCUGUGAAACCUGUGUCUCCCCACCCCCGGGCAGGACUCAUUGCUUCCUCCUCAGGAUUCCCUGGAACCCUGUUGUCGCCCUUAGUCACACAUUGUCGUAGCUGCUUGUGCAUGAGUCUGUCUGCCCCUCUCUGCCUGGACUCAGGACAGAGGCCCUGUCUGAUUCAUCGUGUGCCCCAGAGAGUGGGUGUCAGUUCAUGAGUGUUGAGUGAUCCAGGUGUUCUGCUUCCCUCUGACCCUUGGGCAGCUUCCAGGCCUGGUGAUACCGGUUUCUCUGGAAAAGUGGCCAGUUUGGGGCUCUGUUGCAAAUGGAGGGGAGGGGAGACACUGGUUUGAAACGGUUGGUGGCAUUCUUGGAAGUAGCUUUGUCAAUACCAAGAAGGGGGAAGUGGUUUGGUUUGUUUUCUCAAGGUACAACAAAUACUUAAUGAACUCUCCUGCCUGCCAGGCUCUGGGGGCGGAGUGACCUGCUGUCAGUCCUCAAACAGCAUUGGAGCAGAACGUGCCAAGGACCUGGCCAGGGGUCAGACAGCGUAAUGCGGAAAUAUGCCGGAGGGACGCCUGACUCGUCAGGUGGGCCAGGCAAGCCAGGCAGUGGCAUGAGGGCCCUAGAAGCCAGAGAGGCAGAGCCGUGGUUGGAGCUGGAAUUGGGGGCUCUGCCGUGACGCAUUUCCUUCAGCAGCAUUUCGGCCCCCGGGUGCAGAUCGACGUGUUUGAGAAGGGGACGGUGGGUGGCCGCUUGGCCACCAUCUCGGUCAACAAGCAGCACUAUGAGAGCGGGGCCGCCUCCUUCCACUCCCUGAGCCUGCACAUGCAGGACUUCGUCAAGCACCUGGGGCUGAAACACCGGCGAGAGGUGGUGGGCAGGAGCGCCAUCUUCGGCGGGGAGAACUUCGUGCUGGAGGAGACGGACUGGUACCUGCUGAACCUCUUCCGCCUCUGGUGGCACUACGGCAUCAGCUUCCUGCGGCUGCAGAUGUGGGUGGAGGAGGUCAUGGAGAAGUUCAUGAGGAUCUAUAAGUACCAGGCCCACGGGUAUGCCUUCUCGGGCGUGGAGGAGCUGCUCUACUCGCUGGGGGAGUCCAGCUUCAUCAACAUGACCCAGCGCUCUGUGGCGGAGUCCCUGCUCCAGGUGGGCGUCACGCAGCGCUUUAUCGACGACAUCGUCUCUGCCGUCCUGCGGGCCAGCUACGGCCAGUCAGCAGCGAUGCCCGCCUUUGCUGGAGCCAUGGCACUAGCGGGGGCCCAAGGCAUCCUGUGGUCCGUGGAGGGAGGCAACAAGCUGGUUUGUUCCGGUCUGCUGAAGCUCACCAAGGCCAACGUGAUCCAUGCCACAGUGACCUCUGUGACCCUGCAGCAUACAGAAGGGAAACCCUUGUACCUGGUCGAGUAUGAGAAUGAAGCGGGCACUAGCUUCGACUUCUACGACAUCGUGGUCAUCGCCACCCCCCUGCACCUGGACAACAGCAGCACCAUCGCCUUUGAAGGCUUCGACCCGCCCAUUGACGUCAUCCAGGACUCUUUCCAGCCCACCGUUGUCUCCUUGGUCCACGGCUACCUCAACUCUUCCUACUUCGGGUUCCCUGACCCUAAGCUUUUCCCCUUCGCCAGCAUCCUUACCACAGAUUUCCCCACUUUCUUCUGUGCCCUGGACAAUAUCUGUCCCGUCAACAUCUCGACCAGCUUCCGGCGGAAGCAGCCUCAGGAGGCAGCCGUUUGGCGAGUCCAGUCCCCCAAGCCUCUCCUUCGGUCCCAGCUAAAGACCCUCUUCCGCUCCUAUUAUUCAGUGCAGACAGCCGAGUGGCAGGCCCACCCCAUCCACGGCUCCCGCACCACUCUCCCUCGGUUCGCACUCCACGACCAGCUCUUCCACCUCAAUGCCCUGGAGUGGGCAGCCAGCUCCGUGGAGGUCAUGGCUGUAGCUGCCAAGAACGUGGCCCUGCUCGCUUACAAUCGCUGGUACCAGGACCUAGACAAAAUUGACCAAAAGGACUUGAUGCACAAGGUGAAGACUGAACUCUGAGGCCUCAGGCGAGCCUGGGAGUGUCCGUCCCCGCUGAAGAUGGACCACCCCCCACAGCAGCCAAGGCUGCGCAAGCCACACUCGCCUGCCCAGCCUCCUUCUGACCCCUCCCAUGUCGAGUGAAAUCUCUCCAGUGGGUCCAGGCGACCUGCUCUCUGCCUCUCUAUCUUAAGGAUUCUCAGAGUGAUUGUUCCUUUUUUGUUUUUCAAUAUAUUUUAUUGAUUUUUUACAGAGAGGAAGGGAGAGGGAUAGAGAGUUAGAAACAUCAAUGAGAGAGAAACAUCGAUCA
Molecule: messenger RNA, 3941 nt
Organism: Myotis myotis
Lineage: Eukaryota; Metazoa; Chordata; Mammalia; Chiroptera; Vespertilionidae
Gene: PCYOX1L
Product: prenylcysteine oxidase 1 like
Exons: 6
Coding region: 2441-3652 (403 amino acids)
Biological process (GO): prenylcysteine catabolic process; prenylated protein catabolic process
Molecular function (GO): prenylcysteine oxidase activity
Source: RefSeq, a predicted model, not a curated record